AAGAAGCUGACUUGGAGUUGCAGAUCAGCAGAAGACUGAGAACAGACGCAGAAAGCCACAGCUAAAGAGCCACUCGGCCAGUUCUCUCUCGUUCCCAUUUCCCAUUCCCCAGCAAGCUGAAGAACCCGCAACAAAAGCAAAAGCCGCGCGCCAAAGGAUAAUAACGAAAGUUUAUCACCUCGAGUUUCGCAGCUUCCGCUCACCACUUUCCCCAUAUGGAAUGAACCCUUUUCCUGCCUUCCCUCCUUCCUUCGAACCCUACAAUUCGUUUCUCCGCUUGACUCCAUAGAACCAGCAAAGGGUUCCUUCCGAUUGGGCAAACCCUUUUCCCGCCACUAUGGACGUCGCUUCUCGCCCGCUCCACAGUCCACUUCUCUUCCGUUGUAGAAGACCGCAAGGUUCUUCUUUAUCGCAUUCGUUAACGUUCUCAUCAUAUGGAGGACCUUACAGCAAAAAGCUCCCAUCUUGGACUAGUACCAGUACCUCUGCUCUAAGUUGUUUUUCAUGUCUUUCAAGGAAGCACACAACUCUGCAUUGGUGUUGUUCUUCUCAAGAGCAGUUCAACACACCAUAUCCCCAUAAUAAACUAUUCAUGCGUACCAAGUCGUUCACACGAAUCGUUGCACAAUCUGAUAUUGCUGGUGCUGCUAUUACUGAUACUGCUGCAGAUCCACCAUCAGAGGUUAGUCUGCUCUCGAAGGCCAGAGGAAUCGGUUUCUAUACGGUCACUGCUAUUGUUGCAUUGCUCCUUAUCUUGAUGAUGUUGGUGCAACACCCUCUGGUGAUUUUGGCUGAUCAAUACAGAAGAAAAGCUCAUCACCUUGUUGCAAGUGUCUGGGCAACGAUAACAAUAAACCCAUUUUUCAACAUUGAGUUUGAAGGAGUGGAGAAUUUGCCACCUUCAGACACACCAGCAGUCUAUGUUUCCAAUCACCAGAGCUUCUUAGAUAUAUACACUCUUCUUACUUUAGGUAGAAGCUUUAAGUUCAUUAGCAAGACCGCGAUUUUCCUGUACCCAAUCAUUGGAUGGGCCAUGUCCAUGCUUGGUACGAUCCCUCUCAAGCGCAUGGACAGCAGAAGUCAGUUGGAGUGUCUUAAACGAUGCAUCGACUUGGUCAAUAAGGGAGCAUCAGUCUUCUUCUUCCCAGAGGGAACUCGUAGUAAAGACGGUCAGUUGGGUGCUUUUAAGAAAGGCGCAUUCAGCAUUGCAGCCAAAACAGGAGUGCCAGUAAUCCCCAUGACCCUUAUGGGAACUGGAGGGAUCAUGCCUCCAGGAAAAGAGACCAUCUUGAAUACGGGUUCUGUGAAGGUUGUCAUUCAUAAGCCGAUACGAGGAACUGAUGCAGCAGCUCUCUGCGACGAAGCUAGGACAGUAAUUGCAGGUCCAAUUAACCAGCAAAGUUAGAGAGAUGUUCUUAUCUUCCAAUUUCGCAAUUAUUCCAGUCCCAAAGCUUUGAACUCACACAACACCAUCAGCAAUAGCUUUUUCGACAGUAGGAAAGGAAAUAACAGAAGCUGCUAAGGCAGGUUUUCUGGAAGUCUGGCUGUUGGUUGUGAGAAGUUUCACUGGGACGAUGUGGAUGACUGGAUGUAUAGCCGUUAAUCAUUCUCCAGCCAUGGCAGGGUCUGUUCUUAGCAGAUGACCUCAGCUCCAUUUGGUUCUGCAGCAGGCCAAGCUUUCUUGAGCGGUUGAUAUGGAAUUCUACCAUUGUAUUUCUUUCGGGAAAUUCCUUGUGGACACUUUCUGUCCCCUUUUCCCAUUUUUACUUGGCUUUGGGACAAUUGCAAUUUGUGAAUUGGCCAAAACUCCGAAAGUAAUGAAUGAAAUAAUAAUGUCAGAAGUGUGGAUCUUUGGAGAAGAGUAUCCAUUGCUUGUUUGCUUUCAAACAUUGUUCAAUAGGAAUGGCUAAGCACCCAAUCUGGUUCACCCUAGACCCAGAAUGUACUGUGCUUUAACCAGAACUGUGGAGAGUUAAAUACAUACCAAAUGGUUUUGGUGUGGUUCAAUCCUGACCCGGGUUCGAAUCCUGACAAGAAUUUUGGGUAGGUCCUUGUUAAAAGACCAGAAUUAUGGGAUGGAUGAUUCUCAAAGAAUCACUCCCAAAUCCUUGCUUUCAAGGAACAACGAAUCAACAAUUAGAUGUGUGUUAACUAUUAGUUUGUUAUUACAUCUAAAAGAUUUUUAAAUCGUGAUCCUAGGUCUAUCAAUGGGUUAUCCUGCUGGCCUAUUAUAUUGUUUAAGGGCAAAAUUCUCAUCCUAUGAGAAAAAUAAUACAUUAAAAAGUCUAUUACUAAAAGAAAAAAUUAUCAUUCAAUAAAAACUUUAUAUAUAAUGUGACUUGAUUGUCCCACGAGAAAAAUAACACAUUAGAAAGUCAUUAAAGAUGUAUCACUAAGUUUGUGUUGAGUUUUUCUAAGAUUUACUAGGUUCAGGACUUUUGAGUUAAGUGCCUUGAGUUGAUAUAAGUAGGAUCAAGACAUGUAAGAUUCAUUCGAAAACUCAAAUGCACUCAUUUAAGAUGAGACCUGAAUCAUUGAACUUGCUUUUUUUUUUUCUUUUCUUCCAAGGAAUUCUUAAAUUUGGCCUAUCAUAUUGUUUAGGGGAAAAAUUAUCAUCCAAUAGAAACUUGAUAUAAUACGACUUGCUUGUCCUACAAAAGAAUAACACAUUAGAAAGUCAUUAGAGAUGUAUCGCUAAGUUUGUGUUAAGUUUAAUUCAUACUUACAAUUUUCAUAGCUUUAGAGUCAGGUGCCUUGAGUUGAUAUAAGUAGGACCAAGACAUGUAAGAUCCAUUCGAAAACUCAAGUGCACUCUUUUAAGAUCAGACUAAAGGACGACUCUAUUUUUUUUUUCUUCAAAUUACGACACACAUGAUCUUUCUAGAUUUUUGUCUCCUACUUUGUUUGAAUUGUAUUAUGACUUCAAUGUUUAUUAUGACUUCUAGAUUUUAUUUGUAAGUGUACGAUAUUGAAAGAUAAAUUUAAACUAAUACA
Molecule: messenger RNA, 2994 nt
Organism: Linum trigynum
Lineage: Eukaryota; Viridiplantae; Streptophyta; Magnoliopsida; Malpighiales; Linaceae
Source: the annotation of a GenBank genome assembly